This is a messenger RNA of Penicillium daleae, 2211 nucleotides long. Its product is annotated as fungal specific transcription factor domain-containing protein. The coding region runs from base 1 to 2211 and encodes 736 amino acids. The transcript is spliced from 5 exons. Gene Ontology annotation, biological process: DNA-templated transcription; positive regulation of transcription from RNA polymerase II promoter by galactose. Gene Ontology annotation, molecular function: zinc ion binding; RNA polymerase II cis-regulatory region sequence-specific DNA binding; DNA-binding transcription factor activity, RNA polymerase II-specific. Gene Ontology annotation, cellular component: nucleus. Lineage: Eukaryota; Fungi; Ascomycota; Eurotiomycetes; Eurotiales; Aspergillaceae. The record is from RefSeq and is a predicted model, not a curated record.
AUGCGCUCUUCGCUUGACUUAGCAGAGACGUCUGCCAAACUUGGACGAGACGUCGAAGAUCUCACGCAGGCUCUCGAGCUCAACAACCCUCCCAAAGGGCAUGUGGGCGAGCUUUCCGCGCAGGUGGCGGAGUACCGCAGUGCCGUUGAAAAGCUCUUUCCAGGGUCAAGUCUGGAAGACCUCAGACAUAUGCCUCGUGAACAAUUACUGAGUCUAUUUCAACCUACACUCAACGAACCCAAUGAAGACACGAUAGCAGAAGAGCCCAAUGUUAACAUCUCCGAUGAUGUUAACGCCCUCUCGCUGGAUUCUCAAACGCCCAAAUCAUACCUAGGCAUAUCAUCAGUUCACGCAAUUUUCAAGUUGAUCUUCAUCCUGUGUCCUCAAAGUGCUAUCCGGCAGCCUCCACUUCGAAGGAAUAGCGCAGGCCAGAAACCCACAGCCCCGUCAUUGAUUACCAGCGGUAUAUCAUAUCAACCCUCAGCAUCAAUAUCACGCCAAUCGCCGCCAAUCUGGUCGCCAUCGGCUGUCAAAGAAAGCGCAGACAGUUUGACGCCCGAGAUCGAUUGUAUUGAUGGCUAUUUUACUUACUUCCAUCCUCUGGUCCUUCUGGUUGACGAGGCUGGGUUCAGGCACACAUAUAAUUCCGGUGGACGAAAGGACAGCCAAUGGCUCGCUUUGUUAAGCAUCGUCUGCGCCCUCGGUAGCAUCGCCGCGACAAGUAAUCAGGACAAGUCUCAUUCUGUAUACUAUGCACGAUGCAAGUAUCACCUUGGAUUGGACGCCCUUGGUUCCCCACACUUGGAGACGGUACAAACUCUGGGUUUGAUGGGGGGACUCUACUUGCCCUAUAUAAGUCAACCCAAUCUGGCCUACCCACUGAUGGGAGCCGCUCAACGGUUGGCUUUGGCACAGGGGUUGCAUGAAGACAGAACUCUCUGUCGGGAGGGGACAUUUGAUCCCAUUGAUUUCCAGCAAGUGCGACGGCGAGUCUGGUGGUCGCUAUUCUGCAUGGAUACUUGGGCAUGCGGCCCCCUCGAUCGACCAGGUAUCAGUCGUUUCGGGCCUACGCACAUAACCGUUAAUUUGGUAUCCCGUGGAGAUGAGAGCCACAUGGCCGAUUUCCUCCCUCUUCUAGAGAAUGUUCGCUUUUGUCGGAUUGCUACACAGAUCCAAGAGGCGAUCGCCGAGAGCUCGGUUAUUCCAUACGCCGAACGCAAAAGGCUCGAUCAGGAGCUCCAGGAAUGGUUCGACAACCUACCUCCACUGUUGAAAGAUUAUCAACCCUGCUCUGAAUCCCUCAUCGUUACCCGCAGCGUAAUGCGGUGGCGUUUCCUCAAUCAACGUCUUCUGCUGCAUCGUCCUAGUCUACUAGACUAUGCCAUCCGCCGUAUUCCCUCUGCUGCCCUCCAAGAGGAGGAGCGCGCCUCGAUCGAAAAGUGCCGUUUGCUUGCACAAUUGACCAUCGAAGAAAUUGUUGCCACACUGGUGAUCAAUCAAGUUACGGGAUGGAAUGGAGUAUGGUUACUGUUUCAGGCCGUAUGCAUUCCACUCUUGGGCUGCUUCCUCACCGAUUCUACAACGAAAGAUCCGAGAGCUUCGUUAGAAUGCUGUCACCGACAAGUUAAUCUUGCGAUUGAUUUCCUCACACAUAUGCAAGCAUGGAGUCCAGCAGCAACUCGUACCCUACACGUUGUUUCUCGAAUUCUUGCUGCAAGCAAGCAAGGGCUCACAACGCAGGAUGUUGAGAGGUUAAAUGCUGGUACCACCGAUGAUUCUACAAUCGAGCCUUUUGACCACUUGACGCUGCUUCCGGAGUUCCAGAGCAAUAACAGCUCGUCACGAGUUCCGACACUGCCUCUCCAUACACCUGGUGGCCACCUUGACGCACAUAUACACUUUUCAUUGCCAGGCGACGUCGAACUGAGCAACCCUCCAUUUCCCGAUCUACUAGCUGAUAACAAUUUGGACGAGUCCAUGUUCCAGACUUUCUGGGAUUAUUUACACACAGCCGACGAUCAUAUAAUGCAUGAUUUGCCUUUCUCGGAAUAUGAAGUUGCCAGAUUGGUUGACCUGAGUGACGGCGAUUUAGACGCGAUUUGCAAUCAGAUCGGGACUGAUGACGCUUUGACUGAGUGGAACAACGCCGACUUUGAAAUCCUUUGGGACGCUUUGGAAACUGGCGACGCCAACUUGGACAACGCGGCAUGA